Messenger RNA from Amphibalanus amphitrite, 3885 nucleotides. RefSeq names its product rho GTPase-activating protein 44-like. Gene Ontology annotation, cellular component: intracellular anatomical structure; cytoplasm. The record is from RefSeq and is a predicted model, not a curated record. Lineage: Eukaryota; Metazoa; Arthropoda; Thecostraca; Balanomorpha; Balanidae. Gene Ontology annotation, biological process: regulation of actin cytoskeleton organization; regulation of Rac protein signal transduction; positive regulation of GTPase activity. Gene Ontology annotation, molecular function: GTPase activator activity; protein binding. Bases 298 to 2727 code for a protein of 809 amino acids. The transcript has 14 exons.
UCCAAUAAAUCCACUGUCCUGACUCCUGGCUGCCUUAUGUAUGCUUCUGCUGACUAUCUCAUGACCCCGCCUUGUGACUCUUGCCCUCAGCACCUUUGACUCUGACUCAGCCGUUUGACUCUGACUCCCCCGUUUGCCUUCGACAGGGCGGAGAAGUCUGAGGUGCUGACGGAGGACCUGGCCGCGUCGGAGCGUCGUGUAGAGAACCUGCGAGCCAGCUGCGGAGUCAUUCGAAAACGACUCACCGAGUCACUCUCGGGACAUGGCUCCGAUGAUGACUCCAAACGACUGCGGAAGAUGCAGGAGCAUCAGCUCGGGGCGGCCAUGAAGGAGGGAGCCGGGCACGUCGGCGCAGAAACCAUGCUCGGCGCCAUCAUGUCUGAAUGCGGCGAGGCUCAGCUGCGUCUGGCCGGAGAGCGGCUCGACUAUGAGCGGGCCCUGGAGCAGACCGUGCUGGACAACAGCGUGCUGCAGCAGCUGCUCGACACGGACAUACCCAACGUCACCAAGCUGAGGAAGACGCUGGCCAAGCUCACCCUGGAUAUGGAUGCGUCGAGGAGCAGGUACCAGAACGCCCAGCGUCACUCGGCUGGCCAGGUGGGAGCGGCCGGCUCACAGCAAAAGGUGGAGGCCACGCGCGACGAAUUGGAGGCGGCCCAGGUCAAGGUCGAACAGCAUAGGGACACCCUGGCCGGCGACAUGUUUCAGUUACUGAGCCGGGAGCCGGAGCUGGCCCAGCUGCUACUUCAUCUGGUGAAACUUCAGACGGAGUACUACCGGAGUAGUCUACAGCUGCUGGAGGGAACCAUACCGGCACUGCAGGCCAGCCUCAACGCGGCGGCUGUGAAGCCCGUGUUCGGCCUCUCGCUGGAGGAACACCUGCGGGUCUCUGGUCGCCAGGUGGCCCUGCCACUGGAGAUGUGCAUCUGUCGACUGCUGCAGAUCGGGGCGGACGAGGAGGGACUCUUCAGGGUGGCCGGAAGCACCUCCAAGGCGCGGAAGCUCAAGUCGUGUUUUGACGCCGGGUUGGCCAGUCCCGAACACAUGCACGAGUAUUUGGACGCCCACGUGGUGGCCGACGCGCUCAAAGCGUACCUCCGAGAUCUCCCGGAGCCCCUGAUGACCACCGAUUUCUAUGAUGACUGGAUGGCUGCGGCGCAUGUUCAGGACGAGGGCCAGCGACUGCAGGCGCUGUGGCAGGUGCUUCACCAGCUGCCGGAGACGCACUACACCAACCUGAGGUACCUCAUCAAAUUCCUGGCGCUGCUCUCCAAAAACAAACAGGUGAACAAAAUGAGCACGCAGAACAUUGCUAUCGUGAUGGCUCCGAACCUGCUGUGGACCCGCCUGGAGGAGGGUUUUAACAUGACGGCCACGGGCACUCACAGUCUGGUGGUGGAUUCGCUGAUACAGCACAGUGAUUGGUUCUUCCCAGAGGAGGUGGACUUUUUCAUCACCUACCCCCGUGAAGAACCCGCUGAGGUACCCCCGCCGGCGCCGGCACCGGACUCCCCCGUGCUCAGCAAUGGAUCCGUCCGCUCCUCACCCGGCCACCAUAGGAGCAAGAGCAGCGACAGCGGCGUGGUAGCAGUGGACUCGUCCGGUGUGGGGGAGUCCGCAUCGGGCAGCACCGCCAGCCUCACCUCGUCAGACCCCAGCGUACCGCACUGUGAGAGUCCCCGGCCAACCAUGCGGCGCAAGAAACAGGCAGCUCCACCGCCACCUACACAUCGGCAAACCAUCGCCGCCCCCGCCCCCGCCCCCGCCUCCGCCUCCCGGGCGGACCCGCCACCGGCGACGGAGCCAGAGGCGGAAAACAAACCUGAUCACACCGCAAAGCCAGAGCCGGCGACUUCAAAACCGGAGUCAGUGGCCAAGCCUGAGUCUGGUGUCAAACCAGAGCCUGCUGCAAAGCCAGAACCUGCAGCGAAGCCAGAGCCUGCAGCGAAGCCAGAACCUGCAGCCAGGCCAGAGAGUGUAGCGAAGAGCGAGGGCUCCUCUGUGAAGGCUGACCCGGCAGUAUCCGCUGCCGCCGCCGCCACCGCCGCCGCUGCCUCCCGGGCUGGUGUGGAUUCAGACUCGGGUCGCUCUCUGGCCGAUCUGGUCCAGAAGUCGGCCGCCAUCGCCGCCGGAGCCGCCAGCGCCGCGGCCGCCGUCUCUGCUGCCGCCGGCUCCGGCGCUCCGGCGCGGCCCGAGCCCGUGCGGCCGGCGCCCCCGGCGGGCCCGCCGCCGACAGCGCCGGCUGGUGGGGGGACGCCGAACCACGCGGAGACGGGUGCGGGCCAUCCGGUGCCGGCACCUCGUGUGGGAGGCCAGCCGGCGGCGUCGUCCGCGGGGAAGACGCCGAGACCUGAUCGGCCGCCGCCACCGGCUAAGCUUGUGGAGCGGGCGUCGAGCUUUAGUCCGAGCGACACUAGCGGCACGCAGCGGCAGAAGCCGGCACUACCCGAGCGGCCCGGUACCCUGCGAAGGACGCCGCGAAACUCGGCAGAGCUGUCGUCCAAGGACUCGGCGUCAUCGGAUGUUUCCACGCCGCCGUCAGCGGAUGGGCAGCCAGCCGGCGCGCCGCCGCCAAUCGGCUGGGCGGUACCGGCGGCGGCGGGGGCGGCGGCGGCCGAGCCCCGGCCCCGCCCCCGGCCCACGACCCACCCACCGACGGCGCCUCCCCCCGUGCCGGCCCCGCGAGCCGCCGCAGCCACAGCGACAGCGGAUACCACACGUCUGUGACGUCAUACGACAUACUGAUGACGUCACGGUGGUGAUGGCUCGCGUCUGUGAUGUGACAGAGUGACUAUGACAACUGAUGUGGCGAUGAACAAGUCAUGACGUGAACAAGACGUGAUGUGGCGCCUUCAUGACGUGAUGAUAGGUCUUGUAUAACGCACUGUUAUAUAACUAUCCAGUGACGCCUUUAGCGCUUGAAGACCACGUCACAAAAUGGACCAUGCGCUAUGCUUUUGGGCGUCAUACGUAACGUUUUGUGACCAAUGUGACGGUCAUGACCGUGACGAUCGUGACGGGAGGGAAGGCUAAGCUCGCAUUCCUCUCUGUGAUAGGCGUGACGCACGCUGUGGACCAGUCAGUACACGUGGCGUCCCUUGGCGUUCCGUGGGAACCCGUGGCGUCCCGUGGCGACCCGUGGUGCUCUCUGUCGGUUAUAUAUCCUGUCAAAAAGGUCGUCUGUCUACCGCUGGGUUGUGUCUAGAGCGAUGACCCGGUGAAGUCACGUGCAGGGCCGCGUGUGUGACGAGAGCGCGUGUGUGCGUGUGGGCUUGUGAUUAUGAAAACCGGUUGGUCGCUGGCGCGGGUCAUUGCCCCCUGAUGCUGCGUUGGCGGAGGCGGCGGCGGACCUGGAUUUCGUUCAGGUUCUUUUCCAGGUUUGGUUCCCGACCUGGUUCCAGACCUGGUUCCGGUUCUAGUUCCGCUAUAAUCCCGCGGUAACUAGGCCAGUGCACGGCUUAGAGCUUCUGUCAGUGCGACGGGAUCUAAAGCCUCCACCGCCCCGCCGCCGCCCCCGCCGCCGCUGUCUGCUCUGCUACAGCGCUGCAGAAUUGCCAGCCUUCAGCAGCAGACAUGCGUCCUUCAGACGCGGCGCGUAGUUCCCGCAGAGACCGACAGGGCGGCGCCACUGUCGCCUCAGCCGCGAACCUAUAUUUAUAUGUAUCCGCUCUAUGUCGCCGCAACUGUAAAAGUGCGGCGUAUUUAACGCACAAGCGGCGCUGAGUACCAUGGUGCGGGCCGUCAGUCUGCCUUUGCGAUCGUUUUUGCUUUGCUUGAAAUGUCUAAAUGUUGUUGAAUACUGAUUUUAUACGGAUUCGUAUAGCCUAUCGCGUGAUCUUUGUCGAAUCGUGAUGCUAUCAACACAAUAUACGCAAGUAUUCUAUA